This is a messenger RNA of Sturnus vulgaris (Common starling), 1608 nucleotides long. The record is from RefSeq and is a predicted model, not a curated record. Lineage: Eukaryota; Metazoa; Chordata; Aves; Passeriformes; Sturnidae.
UCCUCGGGCGCCGUCCGCGGCUUCCACGUGGCCGCCGGCCCCUCCUCGCGGGUGGCGGCGUUUUUGGGGAUCCCUUACGCCGAGCCCCCCCUGGGACCCCUGCGCUUCUCCCCCCCUCGCCCCGCCCGGCCCUGGGGGGGGGUCCUGGACGCCUUCUCCCACCCCCACGCCUGCUUCCAGCCGGUCGACACCAUGUUCCCGGGAUUCGGCGGCUCCGAGAUGUGGAACCCCAACCGGGAGAUGAGCGAGGAUUGUUUGUACCUCAACAUUUGGGUGCCGGAGCCUCGGCCGGCGGCGCCGGCGCCGGUUCUGGUGUGGAUUUACGGGGGGGGUUUCUACAGCGGCGCCGCCUCGCUGGACGUGUACGACGGGCGCUUCUUGGCGGCGGCCGAGCGGGUUUUGGUGGUGUCCAUGAAUUACCGCGUGGGCGCUUUGGGUUUCUUGGCCUUACCGGGUCACCCCGAAGCUCCCGGCAACGUGGGCUUGUUGGACCAGCGCUUGGCGUUGCGUUGGGUCCAGGCCAACAUCGCGGCGUUCGGCGGCGACCCCGGCGCGGUGACGCUGUUCGGGGAGAGCGCCGGCGCCGCCUCGGUGGGGCUGCACCUUCUGUCGGGCGGCAGCCGCGGCCUGUUCCGCCGCGCCGUGCUGCAGAGCGGCUCUCCCAACGGGCCCUGGGCUACCGUGGGGGCCACCGAAGGCCGGCGGCGAGCGGCCAGGCUGGGCCGGCUGGUGGGCUGCGGCGGCGUGGGAGCCGCGGGGGCCGUGACCAACGAGACCGAGCUGCUGGGUUGCCUUCGCGCCGCGGCGCCGCCGCAGCUGGUGGAGCACGAGGCGGCCGUGCUGCCGCAGCAGGGCGUGUUCCGCUUCGCCUUCGUGCCCGUGGUGGACGGGGAGUUCUUGGCCGACACCCCCGAGGCGCUGCUGGGCGGCCCCGGCCGCGCCGAGGCCGAGGUGCUGCUGGGAGCCGUGCAGGACGAAGGCACCUAUUUCCUGGUGUACGGCGUGCCGGGCUUCGGCAAGGACAACGAGAGCCUGAUCAGCCGCGAGGAGUUCCUGGGCGGGGUGAGGCUGGGCGUGCCGCAGGCCAACGAGCUGGCGGCCGAGGCCGUGGUGCUGCAGUACACGGACUGGCUGGACCAGGACAACCCCGUGAAGAACCGCGAGGCGCUGGACGACAUCGUGGGCGACCACAACGUGGUUUGCCCGCUGAUGCACUUCGCCCAGCGCUGGGCCGAGCGCGGCGGCACCGUCUUCGCGUACCUGUUCGACCACCGCGCCUCCAACCUGCUGUGGCCGCCCUGGAUGGGCGUCCCCCACGGCUACGAGAUCGAGUUCGUGUUCGGGCAGCCCCUGAACCCCGGGCUCAACUACACGGCCGAGGAGGAGGAGCUGAGCCGGCGCAUCAUGAGAUACUGGGGCAACUUCGCCCGCACCGGGGACCCGAACGAGCCGUCGGAGCGGGAGCGGCGCUGGCCGUCGUACACGGCGGCGGCGCAGAGCUACGCCCGGCUCAACGCGCGGCCGCUCGCCGUGGCCCAGGGCCUGCGGGCCCAGGCCUGCGCCUUCUGGACCCGCUUCCUGCCCAAACUGCUCAACGUCACCGGUGAG